AUGGUUCUUGGAAACCGGAAACGUGUCGCUGAAAAACUGAAGGAACCGGCCGGAAGUGAAACUCUACGUGACCACGCCUCCGCCUUUAUAGGAUCAUCAGGUACACGAGACGCCGCCAAGCAAACUCCACAAAGACCUUUAGCUUGCACGCACCCCGUCGUCCGUCGAUCUCCCGCUAACUACCCGGCGCGCCUGGCGUCAUCAGCAGAGGACCGGCGCUCAAGGACUUGCCCGAUGCAGAAUCUUGCUAAGAAACUCAGAUCUUUUUUCUACAAGCAGCCCGAGGAUGGAAGCACCUUGGCUGACAGUACCCUUCGUCUCAGCGAAAGGAUGGAGAUUUCUGUGGAGGCCCUCAACGGAAACAUCAUCACCCUCCAGGUGGAUCCAUCUGAUACCAUCAAUGCCGUCAAGGCAAAGAUUCAGGAUCAUCAUUGCCUUAUCUUUGGCCGGAAACAACUAGAGGACAGCUCUACUUUGGCUGAUUAUGGCAUCCAGGAUGGCUCCACUCUUAAACUUCUUCCGCGCCCCCAAGAAAGGAUGGGAAUUCACAUCAGCCCACUGGGAGAUUAUUUCUAUGUUAAGAGCUCAGAUACUAUUGACACUCUCAAGGCGAAGAUUGAAUAUGAGUAUGCCAUUCACCCGGACCAGCAGCACCUCACCUUUAACCAGAACAUGCUGGAGGGAGGCCGUACGUUGGCCUACUAUGAUAUUCGGAACGGAUCCACUCUCGACUUUGCCCUCCGGCACCGAUCGGGACUGAUGCAGAUCUUCAUCAAGAAUCUUACAGGAAAGACCUUGGCGCUCAUGGUUGAGAGCUCAGAUACUGUCUAUAGUGUCAAGGAGAAGAUUCAGCAGGUUGAUGGCAUUGACCCUGCAGUCCUGCGCAUCAUCUAUGCCGGGACGCAACUCGAGGAUCACCGGACUCUGGCGGACUACAACAUCGAGAAAGAGUCCACUCUUCAUCUUGCCCUCCGUCUCUUGUCUUGUAGUAAAUGUCCAGGAAAUUGACAAUGCCAAGAGUGCGCGUUAAUUUUUUUUUCUUCAAAAUGAGGAAUGCUCCACCUCCGCAUCAAUAGAUGCACACAGCCAUUUGUUAAAAAUAGGGAGUG
This is a messenger RNA of Lolium perenne, 1109 nucleotides long. Lineage: Eukaryota; Viridiplantae; Streptophyta; Magnoliopsida; Poales; Poaceae. The record is from RefSeq and is a predicted model, not a curated record.